This is a messenger RNA of Ruditapes philippinarum (Manila clam), 4217 nucleotides long. RefSeq names its product zinc finger protein ZFP2-like. Lineage: Eukaryota; Metazoa; Mollusca; Bivalvia; Venerida; Veneridae. The record is from RefSeq and is a predicted model, not a curated record. The transcript has 4 exons. The coding region runs from base 143 to 1972 and encodes 609 amino acids. Gene Ontology annotation, cellular component: nucleus.
AAGCAUACUUGUAGAGUUACGUUCCCUUGAAGCAAUUCGCCAUUUGUAAGGAAGAAAAGAUUUCAUAUUGGAAAACCAUGUGACAUUUUAUAGAAAUAAGAGCAAGGCAUUGGCAAGAAAUGGAUGUAAAAAGGAAACAGACAUGAUGGAUGUCAGUGGUAUCAAACAGUAUAGUGAGAAUACAAAAACAGAUAGAAGUAUUGGAUCAGCUGUUAGUAUGAGUGGGAAAACCGAAGCAGAAAUUGUGAAGGCUGAUCAUAAAUCAGAUGAUAGACUUUCAGAUAAUGAGGUGGGAUAUGCAUUAGAUAAAUACGAUAUCUCUUUCUCUAUAAAAUCAGAAGAUGAUCCUGAGAUGGAUAUUGAAAGAAACAUUUUAGAAGAUGAUGACAUUGUUCCAAAAGAGAAUGAUUUUAUUAAACUGGAAGCUGAUAUUUAUCAAACCAGUGAUAACAGUUUUGGUAUAGCUGAAACUGAGGACAGUUUCUUUACUUUGGAUUGUUCUGAUAAGAUUGGCAAAGAGUAUGAGGGUAGUUUUAAUAGUAGCAGAAAUAGUGGGGAUAUCUCAAAUGAAAUUGGCGAGAAAGCGGAGAGUAGUUUUGAUUAUGGAGAUGACACCGAUAGUUAUGAUGAAGAUUACUUUGGGAAUAAAGUAAAUAUUAUUAUCAAAAAGGAGGUGAAGGAUGACCUUGAAGAUGAGAUCAAACCUAAAGUCAUAGACUAUGGGCGUAAAACGAAGAAGGCCAAGGAGCAUGUAUGUGAAAUAUGUAAUAAGGCCUUUACGUCAGAUAAUCGUGUAAAGCGUCACAAGGAGCAGCUGCAUGUUGACGGAAGUAACGAGAAUACAGCAAUCAGAGAGGGAAAAUAUAUUUGCAAGUUCUGUAAUAAAAGAUUUAUAUCUCAGUCACGACUUAAUCUUCAUAUAGUGACACAUACAGGGGUAAAACCUUUCUCUUGUGAUGUUUGUGGACAGAAAUUUUCACAUCCAACUAAUAAACGCAGGCAUAUGAAGACACAUACUGGGGAUAAGCCAUUUGUUUGUGUGUUUUGUGGGAAAUCAUUCCCUGUGAAACAUUAUCUAACGGACCAUCUGGUUAAACAUACUGGUGAAAAACCACAUGAGUGUAAAUUGUGCUCAAUGACAUUUGCUCAUCGAUUUUCUCUGAAGCAACAUGAGCUGUUGAAACAUCCCGGAGGUGAGUUGAAUUUUCAAGAUUCUUAUAAAGAUCGGCCUUUUACCUGUGACGUUUGCGGUAAGGGGUUCACCCAGCAGUCGAGCUUGAAAAUCCAUAAUCGGCUUCAUACUGGUUCGAAACCAUAUAAAUGUAGUGAGUGUGAUGCUAGCUUUAUAAGGAGUGACACUCUGAUGAGACACAAGUUAGAGCACUCGGGUCAGCGUCCCUAUCAGUGUGACAUGUGUGACAAAGCAUUCACAUCUGGAUACGUCUUGAAACAGCAUCGUAAUGUGCAUACUGGAGAUCGUCGGCAGCAGUGCGAGCAUUGUGGGAUAGAGUUAGCCAAUAAAGAAUCUCUGACACGACAUAUGCUGCGACAUACCGGUGAAUCAAUGUUAGAAUGCGGAACAUGCCAUAGGAGAUUCGUUCAGGAGCAAACUCUCAGAAAACAUCAGGAACAUCCUUGUGAAGAAAAGAUAUACGAGUGUAGAGACUGUGACUAUAAAAAUUGUAGUGAAUCAAAACUGAAAAGACAUAUGUUAAAGCAUAAUGGGCAGAAGUUGCUGGAGUGUAAAAUUUGUAAACAUAAGUUCACCUAUCCAUCAAAUCUUAAGCGGCAUAUGAAAGUACAUGAAAAAGACCAUGUAAGGACUCAAAGAAAAGAAACUUUAAUCACUGAUGAUAGUGUUGAACAUUUUAUUGCAGUAAGUGUGCAAGACAUAAUAGACAUCAAAAAGAAUGUAGAUACAAAUCAUACUAAUAGAAAAGCUGGUAAAAGAACUAAAAAGGUUAAAACAUGAUUCGAAAAUUUAAAGUUCAAUUAUAUAGGAAGAAUUUUAAAUCUUGAAACGGACAAGACAAAGUUAAUGAAGACACAAGUGCAUAAUGAAUAUGAUGGACCUCAAGGUAAAGACAAGCUUGCUACUGACUUACUAACAAAUGGUAAUUUUUCUGAACAAAUACCACAAGUUAGUCCAUCCAGAUUUGAUAGAAAUUUUGUUACUACUGUUUCUGUUCUUGUUAAUUAAAGGGACUCCACUGAGUUUUUUUUUGUUGACAUGUUUAGACUGGAUUUUUUUUUUAAGAUUGAUGUUCCAUUUGAUGUUGGUCUAGACCAAUACCUUGCAAAAUUUCAGAUUAUUUGCUCACUUUUCGAGAAUGAUUAUUUGAAUUGUGAAAAAGGAUCCAAUAUUGAAAAGCGUUGCAAACUCAAACGGGAUUUAAUAGAAAAAAAAUAUACAAUUUUAAAUAUAUUCUGAGUUUAUUUCUUAAAUAUCUUUUGCGUAUCUUUCUGUUUUAAGUGUCCAAGUUGAUCUAUGUUUAAAUUUUAUGUGUCAGGUCUUUGGCUCUCAGUGGAGUUCAUUUAAUAUUCAUAUAAGGUUCCCAUAAUUAGUUCACUGUGCUUAAGGUGAGCUAUUGUGAUCACUCAAUCUCCGGCAGCCAUCAUCCGUCUUAAUUUGUUUUAACAAUAUCUCCAUUUACAACGCUGUGCCAGUGUCAACAAACCUUUAAAAGAAUGUUCCUUGCAUAAUCUUUAAAAGUUGGCAUCCAUAAAAUACACUAAAAAUCAAAUCUUGUCAAAACUAUUGGAAUUAUGUCAAUAAUCUUAAAGAUAUUAAUAUUUUCAGAAAUGGUCAUUGGUGACCAUCUACCAAGUUUGAUUUAUACACGCUUUCAGUAACUGUUGAUUGUUUAAUCUGUCUCAUUUGUGGGGCUGGGCAUUCACAUUUUACACACACAAAUACGAAAUAUGCAUUUGGAUUUCAAUUUAUCAUACCAUCAUAUUCUGAGAAAAAUGCAAUGUUUUUAUGUUUUACACACAUGGAUCAAAAUUUUGUAAGUGUAUGAUUUUCAAAUCAUCACAUUGUCAUAUAACCUGGGUUGUUUUUCUUAACAUAAGGAUUGUUUAUCUUUUACAAAGUCUACCUGUUGUCAGCUGCUGUACAGCAGCCACCAAAACGUCCACCAUUGCUUCCAUUUUUAUUUGGACCACUCGCUUGUGGCACAUUCAGUGUGGAACAUUGCACACCUCUCGUGCAAGCUGUUGCACUUUUGUAAAGAAUCUGGAGCAUGUGUACUUAUUGCAUCGUCAAUGUUAGUGUUCAUUCCACUUAAAGCAAUCUAGAGAUGUAAUUUGUUAUCCACUUUGUGCUUGUAUGAAACCAUUUCCAGUCUAUCUAAGAAAUUGUCGCUUAUUUCUUCUGCAGAUUGUGUUAUAGGGAUUAACAAGUUGAUAUCAAUGCCACAAUCAGUCUGAAACUUUUCCUUUAAAUUUUUAAUUAAGUCCUACACAUUUGUUGGCUUUACUGUCAAGGACUUGUACAACAGUCGAAGGGCCAAACCACCCAGGCGCCUACGUAAAUUCUCUAGUUGUUCGUCAAGAGUUUAUUUUCUUAACAGUCUCUAAAUCUUAUUACAUAUGAGUCAGAAUUUUCUGUGCCAUUAUAUUGAUCUAGGUGUAUACUUGCCAUAUUCCAGAAAGUUUGGGGAAUUACCUAUCAGGUCCCUCAAUCAAAUUUGGGGGAAGCAGGUCGCUACCCUCAGCAGGGGGAAUUUUAGUGUAUAGGGGGAAUUUUCCUCUUUUUUUACGAUCAAAUAUCAAAUAAACUUAUUUAAAUCUCAGCUGCUUUUAGCUCACCUGACCACGAAGUGGUCAAGGUGAGGUACAGUGAUGGGGCUAUGUCCGUCUUCGUGCGUCGUCAACAAUUGGGUUGUUAACAGUUCAGCAGUCACGGUUUUGAUUGGAUCAUCAUCAAACUUUGUCAGAAUGUUUGUCUCAAUGAAAUACAGAUCGAGUUCCAAGAUGGGUUAUCUCGGGUCAAAAACUAGGUCACAGGAGCUAAAAAUAGAAAAAGCUUAUUAACACUCUAGAGGCUGCAGUUUUCAUCCAAAUAUUCUGGAAAUUUAUCAGGAAGGUUGUUUUGAUGAUUACUAGGUCAAGUUGGAAGAUGGGUCAUCUCUGGUCAAAAACUAGGUCACAGGAGCUAAAAAUAGAAAAAGCUUGUUAUCACUCUAAAGGCUGCAGUUUUCAUCCAAAUAUUCUAG